Molecule: messenger RNA, 1513 nt
Organism: Phytophthora infestans T30-4
Lineage: Eukaryota; Oomycota; Peronosporomycetes; Peronosporales; Peronosporaceae
Product: aldehyde dehydrogenase, putative
Exons: 9
Coding region: 296-1513 (405 amino acids)
Molecular function (GO): aldehyde dehydrogenase (NAD+) activity
Source: RefSeq, a predicted model, not a curated record
CGAAAUGUUUCGCCACACCACUCAGCUCGCAACAACCGCUCGUCAAGUCGCUAAGGUCUCUUCCCAGCGCGGCUUCGCUGCUUCCUCACUGAAAGUGGACAAUCCAUACACGGGCGAGACCUUCUGCGAGGUCGCUUAUGACUCGAAGGCUGAGGCGCACGCCAAGCUCGAUGCGGCAGUGAAGGCUCAGCUCGAUUGGAAGAACGUGCCACUCAGGGAGCGUCAGGCGCUGUGCACCAAGUGGAUUGCCGCCCUCAAGAGCAACUCCGAAUCCAUUGCACAUGAGAUCUCUGGCAUGAUGGGGAAGCCUGUGCAACAAGCUCGCAACGAGGUCAACGGUACCAUUGACCGUGCCAAGGCUCUCAUCUACCUCUCCAACGAGGCCCUCCGCACAGAUUCAUUCCCGGAAGAGAAUGGACUGUUCCGCCAGAUCACGCACGAUCCUGUCGGCGUCGUUUAUGUUAUUGCUCCAUGGAACUAUCCUCUCAUGACAGCAGUCAACUCGAUCAUCCCCGCUGUUUUGGCCGGUAACUCGGUGCUGCUAAAGCACUCGCCUCGCACUCCUCUAUGCGGAGAGCACUAUCAAAAGACGUUCGAGCAAGCGGGCUUCCCGAAGAACGUGCUCCAGUCGUCAUUUGUUGAGCACGACACGGCUUCAGAGAUCAUCCAGCGCCCGGAGACGGCAUUCGUAUCGUUUACGGGGUCUGUCCGAGGCGGACGACAAGUACAACAAGUAGCAUCCCAACGCUCCAUCGAUGUGACUUUGGAGCUGGGCGGAAAUGACGCUGGAUACGUGACUGCUGAAGCUGACGCUGAAGCCGCAGCAGAGGGCCUUGUGGAUGGUGUUUGCUACAAUGCCGGUCAGUCGUGCUGCGGUGUGGAGCGGAUCUACGUCCACGAGUCCAAGUACGACCAAUUCUUGGAGAAGGCGAAGAGUUUGUUUGAGGCCUACAACUUGGGUGACCCGACGGACGCCAACACUUCGAUGGGUCCGAUGGCACUUCCUACUGCUCCGGAAAUGCUCGAUGCUCAUGUGAAUGACGCAGUGGCGAAGGGUGCUCUACAGCUGACGGGAAGCGGAAUCUCGGACGCAGCUGGAAAAGGCCGCUUCUACUCGCCUACCCUGCUUGCGAACUGUAAUGACUCCAUGGGCAUCAUGACGGAGGAAUCCUUCGGACCGAUUGUCGGUGUUGAACGUGUGUCAUCGGAUGCUGAAGCCAUCAAGAAAAUCAACGACAGCAAGUACGGACUGACAGCGUCGGUAUUCUCAUCAGACCGUGAGCACGCUAUGGCUCUGGGCUCGCAGAUUAGCGCUGGAACGGUGUACAUGAAUCGAUGCGACGUGCUUGACCCCUAUCUCCCGUGGACUGGCAACCGUGACUCCGGCAAGGGCGUCAGCCUCUCAAAGCACGGAUUCCGUGGCGUCACGAAGCUCAAAGCGGUAAGUGCUAUGGAACUUCCAUCAUGCUUUCUCUACUGUCCUUCCCAACACCUACGAGGAAAUCACCAAUAG